Messenger RNA from Radiomyces spectabilis, 845 nucleotides. RefSeq lists its product as uncharacterized. Bases 75 to 701 code for a protein of 208 amino acids. The transcript is spliced from 2 exons. The record is from RefSeq and is a predicted model, not a curated record. Lineage: Eukaryota; Fungi; Mucoromycota; Mucoromycetes; Mucorales; Radiomycetaceae.
CUCCUGCAUCACAGUGCUUUACUUUCCCUCUUGUUCCUUAUCCCCACCUGUGAUUCUUUGACAUAAUCUCUAGUAUGGCCCGUAUUACUGCUCUUUGCUUAAGCAUGAUGGCUCUCUUCAGCAUGUUGAAGGGUGCGGAUGCUCAUUUCCAAUUGACAUAUCCGCAAACGCGUGGUAUGGAUCAUGCCAAAGAACCGACCGCUCCCUGUGGAUCCUUUGACUCGGUCGGUCCUCGUACGGAAUUCCCAUUAUCAGGAGGAUUCGUUGAAAUCAAUGCUGGUCAUCCUCAAUACCAAUAUUCUGUCAAGGUGCUGGUCAAUGGCAACCCCACCGCGUCCGAUUUCUCCGGUGACAAUUUGAAGGAAAUUGCCUCUGGUCAGCGCAAUUACCCUCAACAAGCCUGCUUACCCGUGGACUUCUCCAAGGUCUCUGACGCCAAGAAUGGUGCCAAUGCUACUUUGCAAAUCAUUUUCAACGGUGGUGACGGCGAGCUUUACCAGUGCUCUGAUGUUACUUUGGUUGAUAAUGCUCCCAAUUUCAACAAGAGCAUGUGUAUCAAUGCCGACGGUUCCAAGCCUUCUGAGACUUCCGGCGACAGUGGUAACAACAGCAACAACGGCCAGAGUGGUGCCUCCUCCUUGACCCUGACCAGUGGAGCUGCGGUUCUUGCUGCUGUUGCGGCCGCCCUGAGUUUGGCCUAAUUUAUCAUCUAAUAUGUACUUGUAUACUGCAUAAAUGUUUUAUAAAGAUUAAAAGCUGCUGAGACGGUUACACUAUAAUUUACUAUACGCUUCUUGACCCUUCCAAGACUCCCUCUCUUUCUCUUCUCUGAUGUGCAAUGGCUU